CAGGGAUACAGUGCAGGACAGAGACAGGUAGCGGAAGGUGCGCUGAGGAGAGCUGACACAGAGUCAUGGCGGACUCGCAGCUCAUCUGUAUGGAUGAAGAACACGUUAACGUGAAAAUUUCCGAAUCCAAACCGGAGUUUUAUUACAGCGAGGAGCAGCGCGCGGCGCUCGAGCAUCUCCUCCGGAACGGGGACGGUGCCUUCAAGAUGCGGCUCCGCGAGGACAAUAUCAAAGACUUCCUCUCGGCGCGUGAGGUGAAAUGGGUUCGCGAGACGUUCCGGGAAUACGAUGAUCCCGACGACGAUGAUCUCUGCUCAGAGCCGCACGCGCCGCGCUCACCCCGGGGCUCGGACUCGGGAGUUCACUCCACUUACUGGCCCACAGUGUCGGACACCGAGGCACCGGCGCUCGAGCUCGGCUGGCCCACCGGCGGCUUUUACCGAGGAGUCACGCGCGUGUCGGUUUACACACAUCCACCCAAAGAGAACGGUCCUCACAUCAAAGAGGUGGUGAGGAGACUCAUCCAGGAGGCGCACAAGACCAUAGCGGUGGUCAUGGACCUCCUCACAGACCUGCUCAUCCUGCAGGAUCUUCUGGAUGCAGCGAGCAAGCGUGGUGUUGCAGUGUACCUACUGUUGGAUGAUAGCGGCCUUCCUCACUUCCUAGACAUGUGCAACCGGCUGCAGAUCUCCGCUCAACACCUCCGAAACAUGCGUGUGAGGAUGGUGAGAGGAUGCGGUCUGGCUCUGUCCUUUGGAAAACUGCCGGGAUCAAUGUGCUCCAAGUACAUGCUGGUGGACGGAGAGAAAGUGAUGUUCGGCUCGUACAGUUUCACCUGGACUUCGUCUCGGAUGAACCGGAACACCAUCACUGUCAUGUCCGGUCAGGUGGUCGACUCCUUCGAUACCGAUUUCCGUGAGCUCUACGCCGUGUCCGACAAAGUGGACCUGUACCACGAGUUCCACAUUCCCAAACCCCCCAGACACGCGAUACCCACGCCGCUCCAGAAAGCUCCGCCCACCGCCACCCAGCCUGCUUUACUUGCAUCCACCUCCCGCUUUCAGGUGUCUCUGGGAGACUCCAAACAGGUUAAUCUGAAAGUUCCUGCUCACAAAUAUCACAAUCCCAAAUACGCCCUGGUGGUGGGAAACAGUUUAGGCCUCACUGGAUCACUGCAGGAUCUGACAAGGCUCAGGGAAUGCACCAGAAACAGCUCAGAAAGUAACAUGGAGAAGUUACUCCACACCAGCAGGGGUGCUAAAGAGCCGUCAGACAGAGUGUCACUGGAGGAGACGAGUGAAAGUAAAGAAGAUGUAAAUAAAUCGCCGUUGUUCGGUUCAAAAAAGCAGCGCAGCUCCUUCAGGCUGUUCCUCAAAGGCAGGUCGCCCAAUCAGAGUCCGGAUUUAAAGACAGGGAAUCAUAAUACCAAUACCUCAGACAUUAAACCAGCAAAUCACAACCAAGUAAAACCUGCCAAUCACGUCAAAGACUCCCCAAAACCUGCCAAUCAUGUCAAAGACUCCCCAAAACCUGCCAUUCAUGUCAAAGACUCCCCAAAGCCUGCCAAUCACAUCAAAGACUCCCCAAAGCCUGCCAGUCACGUCAAAGACACAUCAAAGCUGACUAGUCACACUAAGGCAUCACCGAGGAUGGCUAAUCACAUAAAGGAGGUGCAGCCUGAGAUCUCUCAGAUCCCCAAUGGCAAACAAGCACCACCUUCUCCGUUACAGGAAAAACCCGAGAGUAAGGUCAUAGAUGAACUGGAUGAUUCGUUUGUGAUCAUAGAAAAACCAAACGUGAUGAAAUUUAAAAGCAAAAAAUCCUCCAAACCGCCGCAGAGAAGCGUGUCCAUGCAGGUGAUCAACACAGGGGCCGAGGAAGGCUCCAAAGGACAAAAACGCAACCAGAAGAAGUCGUGCAUUCAGUCCUGAGAUUAGGGGACAUUUAACGCUCUUACAGCGGAAGACAUUGCGAUGGGUUGGAAAAUGGACAGAAACGCAUCAUACUGUAAAUGUACAGUGUGAAACAUGUGAAAUAUGAAUCUCAGCACUUGGCAAAUACAGAGCAGAAUGAUCUAGACUGAUGAUUUUUUAUUAUUUGUGUGUAAGAGAUUUCAGCUCUGAAAUGUGAGAUUUUUUUUUAAAAAUGUCAAAAGUGUUUGAAAUGAAUUGAGGAAGUCGAUGUCAUUAGUAUGAUGAUGUUAAUGUGAAGGUCAUGUGACCACAUGAAGAACACGUCAUUGGCUCGUUUAGUCACCUGGAGGUGUGUGGAAAUUAGGAUUGUGUGUUUUCUGAUGAGCUAUGAAACUCUGAGACGUGACGUGUGUGUGUGUGGAUGUACGUGUGAGUGGAUGCACUGAAUGGACUUAAGGACUGCGAGUAAUGUACAUUUCUUAAACGGCUUCCUUAAAGGUCAUGCACUUGUGUUCUUUAUCACACUUCAAAUCCAUUAAAUCAAAAUAUUUAAGCAGAUAAAUAUUAAAAACUGAGAAGGAGUUGAUAUUUUAAGUGCUGUUGUAUUUACAGGUACGUAGACGUUAUUUGUCCUGACCACAGAAUACGUCCUGUAGGUGCGGCUCAGUUUCAGUCCCCACCUUUGUUUGACUACUGAAUUGCCACUGUACAUCUGCAGCUAACACAUACAUACACACACACACACACACACUCAAAUGACCUACUUACCCAAAAUGAACUUUUCUUCAUCAGAAAUGAAUAUUUUUCACCCUGCAUCUGUUUUUAUCUAUAAACUCCUGCAGUUAUUUGA
Ictalurus furcatus (blue catfish) is the source of this 2763-nucleotide messenger RNA. RefSeq names its product family with sequence similarity 83 member Fa (gene sack1fa). The transcript has 5 exons. NCBI's taxonomy places the organism in Eukaryota, Metazoa, Chordata, Actinopteri, Siluriformes, Ictaluridae. Bases 66 to 1931 code for a protein of 621 amino acids. The record is from RefSeq and is a predicted model, not a curated record.